Messenger RNA from Durusdinium trenchii, 963 nucleotides. Lineage: Eukaryota; Dinophyceae; Suessiales; Symbiodiniaceae. The record is from the annotation of a GenBank genome assembly.
AUUUUUAGGCCUAUUGCAAAUCUGUAGCAGCGUUUGAGUUUCGAUCCAAACUAAACUAAACGCGCGAAUCUAGCUUAAGAAAGAUAUAGGACAUGAUAGGCCUGACGAUGGAACCAAGCCAACCAAGCCGGUGGCAGGUGGCUCUCGGCAGAAGGACGUGUAGCAGCGUGCGCAAGAAUUGGUCAUGUUGGUGGACACACCUUGUUCCCGGGAGUGUGACGAAUCCUGAAUGCCGAUUGUUGGGGAAAGAUGAUGUAAGAAAGAUUGAGCAAGAAGUCAACACAUAAAUAGGAAAGUUUAAGCAGGUUCAACAGAAUUGUUUGCCAGCAGGGCUACCUUUGGCGCUUCGUGGCCAACAUCCUCGGAGAAGAUGUGGUCGAAGCUGCAGCUGCGCCUGGCGGAACUUUUGCGGUGUUGCAAGCCUUGCGUGGACCGCCAGGUGAGGUUCUUUGCCUUCUCAUCGCAAUGGAACAGGAUGUGCAAAUGCUAUAUACGUUGUGCUUCCUCGAUGCCGUCUUUGCGUCUGAGCCCUUCUGGCGCCCAGCCUCCCUGGCAGCAGUGCAGGAGCUGAUGAGUGCAAAGUGGAGCACUGUGGCAUCAGCAGUCUCCAAGGCCAUCAAAGCUGUGGAGAAGGAUUUUGAUUCAGCUAUUGCAGAGGAACGCUCAAUACAACAUGCGUACGUCCAUGUGGCCCGUGUGCGGAGUGCAGUGGAGUUCCUUCAAAAGCGCCUGCAGAAAUCACCGAGGAAAGACUUUGACUCUGUGGUCGAGUCCUUGGACCUCACCAUCAAGGGGUACGUAGAGGAAGGCUUUGACCUGGGCUGCCCCCAGCUGACCAAUAGGGGGAAGUGGACAGUACCCUACUCACACUGGUGGGUGUACCGUGUACACCGAGUGAGCAAUGUUUUCGGCUUGUGUAAUUAGCUGAAACGUUUCAACAGCGAAUGGUCUGACAUGACCAGG